Molecule: messenger RNA, 10999 nt
Organism: Bombus huntii
Lineage: Eukaryota; Metazoa; Arthropoda; Insecta; Hymenoptera; Apidae
Exons: 11
Coding region: 489-7232 (2247 amino acids)
Biological process (GO): positive regulation of transcription by RNA polymerase II
Cellular component (GO): nucleus; transcription regulator complex; histone methyltransferase complex
Source: RefSeq, a predicted model, not a curated record
AGUUGCUCGCAUUGCAAAUGGCGGCUCCUUGUUAUUGUUCAUGGCGUUUUAUGACUUGUCCCUUUAUAUUACCGAUUAUGUCGAGUUUUUUCGUGAUUUCUACCGCGCGCUAUGUGCAGAAAGUGAAGUAGGACUUGCGCGGUAUAUUUUAGAUUAAAAUUAGUGCUCUUGUGGUGUGGCUCCGUGCAUUUUCAACGCGAGAAAUCCCGCACGAAGUUGGAAAGAAAUGGGGUAACGUUAAAAUUUUCUUGUGUUCAUACGGUAUGAAAUCGUUCUGUGCAAAGACUGAAGUGAGGCUCGUUGGUUACCAUACUAAUCAUUAUCGAAUUUUAACUUUGUUUUCGAAACAAUAAGCAUAUUUAUUAGUGCUGGAGUGGUUUGGAGUUGUCGGUUUGAAACCGACAGUCAAACAUCUUAUCACCACAUAUUGUAGUGAUACCCUGAGGCGUUUGUAACCUCUCUGGGUAGUUAUGUGAUUUGUGGUUGUCAUGGCGGCUGAUAGUGAUGGUGAUCUAAUUCAAACAGUUGUAACGUGUGAAGGUAAUUUAGAAGAUCCAGAAUUUCCACACAAAUUUAAAAUCAUUGUUGACCAUCUUAAAUCUUUGCUUUGCAAAGACAAAGGAGAUGGUUUAAGAGUAAACAAGGUAGAGCCAUGGAAUUCUGUCAGAGUCACAUUUUCAAUACCCAGAGAAGCUGCAUUACGUCUUCGAGAAUUGGCAGCUCAGGGUUCUUCAACCCUCACACAACUUGGAAUUCUUUCAGUGCAGGUUGAAGGAGAUCAGGUAAUAUCAUUGAGGAUAGCCAAUCGCUUUAGUGGAGAGGCACAGGAGAUUGUAUUACGUUCAGGACCUUCACAAGACAGUGGUGCCAAAUCUCAAAAUGAAUCCACUAGUAAUACAACUAAUGUGGACAGUGAGCCUCCAACAGCUUUACCUGGUCCAAGUAAUACAUCUAGCAUUUCUUCAGCAUUACGUAAUGUGGCUCAACUAAUUGCAGCUGGCACAUCGUCAGAAAAGGCACCACAGUUUCGUUCUCCAAAUGUAGUUGCACCUACAGACUGUGAUCCUAUUCCACCUUUCCUUACAAAAUCUGUACAGUCAGCAUCAGGCAAUAGCAACGUUGGUGUCUCUGGAAAUCAAUCAGUAACUAAUCCCAGUGCUUCACCUAGGAAUAAUUAUAAUGGUCCAUUCCCAUUUGCCAGUAUGACACACGCUGCCCAAGCGAUACAUAGUCGUGAAUCACAAGCGACAACGAUUAAAAAUGCAAUGCAAUUUAAGCAUCAUGUACAGCCACCACCGCCUUAUCCUGCUCAAGAGAAUUUGGCGACAGUAACAACAUUAACUGCUGGUCAUACUACUACUCAAUCAGUUGCACCAGUUAGUCAGUUAACGAAUCAGUACAAGUCUCCAAUUACCACCACAUCUAGUCUGUCACCAAACAGUAAUAAUCUGGCAGGGAAUUCAAAUGGUAAUGGAAAUCAAGUUGCUUUAUCCAGUCCACUUCUUGUAAAUCUUUUACAAAACGAUGCUGCCUCGCAUCCAAACAACGUGAUACCUGGCCAAAAAAUUUUACAGCCAGUUAUCGAUAAUUCUGGACUUACUAAUCGUAUGAGACCCACUAAAAAGCCAACAGUUAGAAGAAAAGAUCUAUCUUCACCUAGCGAAUCACCACCGAAUUUAGAUUCUCUUAGAACAGAGGAUCUUAUUGGAGGAACAACAGUCAUUCCUGAUUUGUCUCAAUCUUCUACAUCUGCAUUUGCGACUGUUAACGCUAAUCAACCUUCAACUAUUCCUCAACAACAUCCAGUUAAUGUAAUUAGUGGCGCUGCGCAAAAUAUAGCACAGCAAGCAAUACAUCAAGCUUCUGCUAGUGGACAAAUACAACAAUCUGCAUCACCAUUGCAUGCACAAGUACAAAUACAGCAGAAGUUUCCCAUUAGACAAGAAUUGGCUUAUAGACCUUCGCAAGUACAAUUACAGGGUCAACUGCCAAUUAGACAUCCAGUAAAUGGGCAGCAAAUUCGAACACCAUUGCAACAGCGACAGUUACUACUUCAGCAACAGCAGCAACAUCAAGUUCUAACUCAACAACAGCAACAGUUGAAUCAACAACAAAACAUGAAUACUCCGCAUCUGCUUACACAACAGAUUUCAAAUCAACAACAAUCUUUGGUACAACCGCAAAAUGUAAAUACAUCGUUACAAUCUACACCUGUGCCCAGUCAACCACUUUUACAACAACAACAAUUGAUGCAGCACUCGUCAGUAGGCAUGAAUGUUCCACAACAACGGCUAAGUUACUUAAAUAAUCAGCGUCAGCAAACCCCUCCUCCUUAUUCGCGACAGCAGGUUCCACCACAGUCCCAUUUAGGGCAACAAAAUCAAGUAAUGAAUGUGCAACAACAAUUACAUCAUAAUCAACUUAAAAAUAUUAAUGUUAACACUAACGCCACGACUGAUUUUCGUUACGGACAAAGUCAAAAUAUUUUAAGCAGAAAUUAUCAGGCUACAACUAGUAAUGCUAAUGGGACCACGUGGAACGCACAAAAUAACUCUAUUCCACAAGGUGCUCAGGUUAAUACUACUCGCCUGCCAAGUACGAAUCAGGUUUCAGGUGCCUUUUCUCAAUGUGGAUCUCACGCUAAUCAUGUUUCUAAUAGUAAUGUCACUUCGCCUGCUAUCAAGGUUGAAACAUCCGAAUCUCCUAAGCCUAAAGAAGAGACGCCUGAACCAGAAUAUACGUCGACUGGUAAAAUACGACAGUUUCUUAUCAACCCUUUAACCGGGCAUUUGGAACCAAUGCCUAGUGAGAGUUCGGAUUCAGAACCAGAGAGUGCAGUAGACAACCAAGAUGAUUUCUUUUCCUUUCCGUCGCCAUCGAAUGACCGAUCAAAUUCCAUAUUUUCCGACGACGAUGCAGACAGUAAUUUCUCAAGAAGAAAUGAUACAACAACAAAUACGGAUCAAUCAGAUUCCGAAACCACGGUGAAAUCUACUGCCAGUGAAGGAAGUUUGAAACAUAGUAGAAUAAAAUCUAACAGAGAGACCGCACAAAGUCCAAUGCCUGGAGAAAAAAUCAAACUAAGGCUAAAGUUAGAAAAGUCUGAGCCUGUUACACCAGCUUAUAAAGUUGAUGUUUCGUUUGUAAACACACCACCAAUUAGGAAAGCCGAUAAAUCGGUAAAUAAAAUGUUUAGCACUGGUAUUCCCAACUCGGGGACUGGUGAUGAACCAAGAGUGCCUCCGUUACAUAUUUCUUUAAGAGGACGUAAUGCUUCGGUAGUACAAAUCAGAAAAAAGGAAAAGAAAUCGUUGAAAGACGGUGAAUCUGAUCCGACUAACAUAAAAAGGCGGGGGAAAUUGAAAAAAAUGAAAGAAUGUAUAGAUGGGAACAAGUUGUUGCAAAAGAAAUCUUUAAGCAUGAUUAUAGGUACUUCAUCCGCAUCUAAAUUACCUUUAUCUAAUUCCACGAUGAUCAAUAGCACCAAUUCUAUUAGCAAAGUAAAUAAUAUACUGCAAACAGUUGUAUCAAAACCUAAUGCCUUAAAACAAGAAUUACCCAUGGAUGUUGUACGUGUGCAAACUGGUGUUACAAAACCGAGUUCAAGUAAAAGUAGUGAUGUCGAUGAUAUACCGUUAAACAGUCGAAUACCAUCCCCUUCAAAACAUAAAACUACUAUUUUGAACCAGCCAUUGAACACACAACAAUCUUUAACAAAAGCUCAAGUUGAAUUAGAUGUUCAAAAUCAUAUACAAGAGCAUAAAAUAGGUGGAGGAAAAACUAAAAGAAGAGAUUCUAAAAAGAAAUCGGAAUCAGGAGAUGGUUUACAUCGUGAACAAAAUUUAUUGUCUGGUGGCAGAAUUUUGGAUAACCAAGCAAAAUGGAGAAAACUUAAUUAUAAAGGUGAUUCAAGCCAAUCUGUAAGAAAAACUGAUACACUUUUAGCCAGCAAUGAUUUCAAUACUGUUAAGAAAGUAGGGGAAAUCAGAAGAACGAGCGACAGUGAAAUUACUCGAUCCGUCAUUGAAAAAAAUACCUUGAAUGCUGUUGCUUCACGAUUAACAGAAGUAAAUGGUGUAAAGAAGGAUUUAAUUAAUCAAGAAAAACGAAGAAGAUUAAGUUUAAUGGAUGAAAAAGAUCUGCAUUUAGGAGAAUCUCAAGAUGCAGAGGCUACACAUUUUAACAGUCAGAAGACCAUUUCUGAAUGUUCCUCCGCCAGUACAGUUCCGAAUACAAACACAAAUACAAAUACAAGCACGAAUAUAAAUACAAAAUCUACUAGCAAUUCAUCAUUUGAGAAUGAAAAUUCUGGGUUAGUACCUCCAACUAUAUCUACACAGAAUGAUUCAAAUCCAUCUACUAAUAUUGAAGGCAAAGUAUCUACACAUGUAGAAACCGCUAUUAAAAAUACACAGUCAACUGUAAAUAGGAUUAUUUCUGGAAAAAGUAAAACAGAAAUGGAUAAUUGCAAAACAAAUUGUAAUAUUAUGGCAAAAAGUCAAAUCAAUCAAAAAUUAAAACACCAUAUGGUUUCAAAAAGUGAUGCAAAUGCUACCAUUAACAGACAUAAUAAAAUAGAGCAUUUUGGUCAUAAGAAAGUGAUUCAAAAUCAUAUAAAGCAACCUGACCGAUCCACAGUGGAAAACAAGAUUGAUAAUGUGCAAAGAAUUAGUUUACUGAAAACUACACAAAGUUCAGCAAUAGGAAACUCAGUGGACCAAGUGCCCAGAUCCCAAAGUGUUGAUGUACCUUCUAGCAAGCCAACUUUACCAGUCGGAGAAAUUAAUGUAACAGAAGCGAAAGUUAAGCAAAAAUUACUUGAAACUACAGUUCCAAUUGCAAUUGGAGUAGAUGCAAAUGUAGAGAGAGUCAGCAGUGGAGGAGGUGGUGAAGAUUCAGGUAUUGAGUCAAUGGAUGCUUUGUCAGAGAAAUCACCGAAUCAAGGGGAAUCUCCUUUGCAUAGGCCAGCGUCUGAAUCAGUAACACAAAACAGUGCAAAAACUGCUGUUCAAGGGGAAUCUUCCCUACCAAUCACCAAUAAGAACGUGCCUUCCUCAACUAGUAGUAGUGAUAUGUGUUCAAAUUCCCAUUCGGAACUUCUAAAGUCCAGUGGCCCGCAAAGGUUAAGUCCUGUGUCUGUAGCGAGUUAUCUUGAAAAUCAUUUAAAUCGCAAUAUAUCAAAUUCCAGUGAACAUGACAUGAAAAAUAUAUCUAGUGAAAACUCAACUUCAACAACACAGAGAACUGGUGGUCAUAGUGACUUGAUUCCUAGUUUAGAAGUGACUGAUAAAAGUGUAUCCAGCCCUCUAGUGACAGGAUCUGUGACUAUUGUGACUACUUCUGUACCCAGUACUGUGGAUAGUAGUGAUAACUUAUUGCAAUGCGCACAGCAACAAACAAAUGACUUUUCUGAAAAAGACAGUUGUAGCGUUAAAUUAGAACCUUCUAUCAACCAGCAUGAUCAGGGUAAGACGAACAUUAAACAUGAAGUGUCAAGAGCCCCAGAAAGUGUAUCUGAAGAUAAUGUAAAGACAGUCAUAGAUGGUAAUAGUGCAAUUAGAUUAAAUGAUGAACCUCAUGGACAAAAUAAUAAUGGUGUGCCUGUAAUACAAAAUCAUGUUGCUUAUAAUAAGGUAAAGACAGAAAAACUCGAUACUACAAUUACAAAUGAGGCUAAUGUGGUGGUAGAUAACUCAUGUUCCAGUAGUCAGAGUUUUAGUUCUGAAAUCAAAGUAGAAUCUAAUGUCAAUGAAAAAGUUGAUGAUACAAGGCAAAAUGAUCGAUCAGAUAGUACGAAAAGCUGUAACAUUUCUUUAAACGCAACACCUGUUAAGUUAGAACAAUGUUCCGAUCAAAACCAAAAAUCGAAUGUACAAAGCCAUCAACAAAUAUCUGUUAGAGAGCCUUCUAUGAAUCUUCAAAAAGUUGCAGAUGAUUUGGUUAAGAAAAUUGUAAAUGAUGCGAGUGAUAUAAACAUAGGUAUUCAAUCGCCUCUUGGUGAAGAUCCUCAGCCAAUUAGAAUUACCCCACCACUGUAUACGUACUCCAAUCCAGUAGUUUUACAAAGGGAUGAGACUCCAAGCCCAGCUGCACAAAAUCCAGAAGUGGAUUCCAGUGAUGUUGAACAUGUCAAAAGGAAACGUAGAAGAAAACAAGAAUUAGAAGGACGACAGGAUGUUAUAUGUAUAGAAGACAAUGAUGAAACACAAUUUGUAGAAAGAUUAACUUCAAAUAAUGCAGAUGAUUAUGUUAAAAGACCACCAAAGUCAUUGCUGGAGCAACUUCUAAUAGAAAUACCAAAUGACACCAAUGAAAAAAGAUCUUUAAGAACUAGAUCCCAGAAAUUGAACAGUCCUGAUAUUGUAAAAACUCCAAAAAGUAGUCCUCAUGGUCCUAAUAAAUUAGAGGAGAGACGCAGUAUAUCACCAUAUGCUAAAGCAAGUCCUAAAUUAGGAGUAUCUAAAUUAUCUCCUAAUACGACAAUAAAAGUUGGGAAAAGGAAGCGCCAAGAAAGUGAAAGUUCUGUAGCAUCUAGCACUGCUGAUGAUCCACAACCAAGGCCAGGAAAACGAAAAUGUUCAGAGAAUGCUGCAGAACUUAUAAAAGCUUGUAUGGGUGUUGAUGAAGCUGCUUUAAAGAAACAAGUACCUGUAAAAGAAGAACAGUCAAAAAAAGGAUUCAAUAUAUUGGCCAAGGCUAAAAAAGGUCCCAUUGUGGUAGAAGUAGAUUCGUCUGAUGAUGAGCCAUUGAUUGAAUCUGUAGGAAAAGCAAGAAUGCGAUUAUCAGACGAAACAUCCGCUGCCUCUCCAAAGUCUAAAGAUCAAAAAACAAAUACAAGCACAACUGUUUCUGGCAGUCAAAUUAAUUCCAGUAAUAUAUCAAAUUUCAAUGCCAGUAAUAGAGUGCAAAGAGAGAGCCGUUUGUUAACCACCAAACAACCGAAUACAACUACGGUAGUUACCGCUGGAAAGGAAAGGCUACGUGGUACAUCCGUAUCCAAUAAUGAAUCCUUAGGAGAAGUAACAACAAGGAGAUCUGUUCGACAGAACACAGCUUCGCCACUGGCAACACCAGCAAGCAAUACAAGGGGUGCAUCUAGAUCUACAGAAGAUAUUACUAGACGAAAAACUCGAAGUGGUGCUGACACCUCGUACAGCGGGAACAUUGUUUUAGUAACAGCUGAAGCAACAGAGCAGGCAAAACGGAGGCGAAUAUCCCGAGAAAACAAAUGACCUUCGGGAAGUGACCUUGACAGUGAUUAGCUACCGUCGCUCGUCAAGGCCUAUCCGACUGAUUGUGUAUCUGUUAUAAGUGGUUAUGUGAUCGCCGUGUGGCUGGACCCCACCUGGUGAAAUGCAUGCGUCAAUACCGCACAAUGCUGCUGUAUAUACAUAUAUAACAGGAGUAUUGUGUUUAGAGUGCUGGAUGGUAUUCCAAAUUUUUGUUGCAAUAGGAAGUAUACACUGAGAUUCAGUAAGUUACAUGUAUAAAACUUUAUACUAUAUAUAUUAUAUAUUAUAUAAUAAUAUAUAUAAUGAUAUAUAUAUAAUAUAUAUAUUAUAUAUAUAUAUAUAAUAUUAUAUGUAUAUUAAUUUUAUGUUUCAUAAUACUAACGGGAAUAUUUGAAACAAAUUUCUAAAUAUUAGGAUACGAUUUCAUUGUUAUGUUUUUAAAUGUUUAAAGUGCUCAUCGUAAAAGCAAAAAAAGGAAUAAAACGUACUUCAUUAUUUUUUGUUGCCGUCUAAGCGUUCUCAAUUACACUUUACUCCUAAACAGCAAAGUUUAGUUACUCAGAAUAAUCUGCUCAAUGCAUUAUACUUUAAUCUAAGUAACUGAACUGAUCCAAAACUGCCGAGUUAAUGUGCAACUUUCUUUUGCCAAACUUUUAUGAUUCUGUCUUUAAUUACUGGACGUUAUUAAUAGUAAUUUUGUAAAUUAUGUUACAUCAUCAGUAUGUACGAAAUUUUACAUAUUCAAAAUUUUUAGAUUGAAUAUGUAUAGUACUACUUUAUUAAAAUACUAAUUGCAAUAACCAUUAAUAAAUUCAUUAUUUAAUUAAAAUCAAAGAGGAUUAUAUAAACGAUAAAGGACAACCAAUUUUACAUUUUAAGAGCCAUUAUUAUUUAUUAUUUGGUUAUUGGUUAUUAUAUAUACGAAUUAAUAAUGGUAAAAGAAAGUCCAAAUUUUUAAUGCAUUAAAAUAAAAUCUGACUGUACUGCCAUAAAUAAUGUACAUUUCUCAAGGACAAAUUUCAUUGAUUGGUGGGGCUUGAGUCGCAACUCUGACAACUUCACUGACAGGCUUUGUUUAAGGAUAUUUAAUUUAUAUCCUGUAUUCAUUUUAACUUGUCCAUUGCAUUAUAAAUUUAAUAUUUGCAUAGUAAAUAUUUUCCUAUAUAAAUAGUUAUAUUGAAUUUAGAAUACUUGCUUGAAUUUAUAUUCAUAACAAAAGAAACGUCUAUAAUAUAUUUAUAGAAUAAUCAUACUUUCCUACAAAUUUAUCUAAUGAUAAAGCUAUAUGUGCAUUAUUAUAAAUUUAACGAAUCCUUAUGUUAUGUAUAGUGUUACAAAAUCUCUAUUUUCUUCACCUCAAUAAACAUAGUCUUUCAGCAGGAAGUUUGUCUUGAGUCACAACAUUGCAAAGGGCAGAAAUAUAGAGUUAUUAAGACGGAUUUAUUUUAUUUAUAAAACAAACAAAACGUUGGGAUAAAUCGUGCAUAAAUAUAUAGAAAUAAUAAGAAUAAUUAUGAUAGAAAAACGAAUAAUACAAUGUUAAUUUGAUAGGUAAUAUAUAAAUGAAUAUAUUUUGUAAAUAACUUCUUGUAAAGAUAUAUAAAAGCACCCUCAUUGUACAUAUAGAAACUGUUUAAAUUUUUAUUACAUUAGCGAUAGUUCAAGUUGUGCAACAUUGUCAUAUUAUUAAUUACUUUUUGUGAUUGUGCACCGAGAACACUAGAAGCACCCUUUUGGCUCACUUAAAAUAUGCAAAAAUGUGUAUGCAUACAUAUAUAUUGUAAUAUAUAUGUAUGUAUGUGAUGUAUAUGAACUAUUGUAUAUGAACAAUUGUUUUUGUGAACAGAUAAUCUAGUUUUAUAUUGUAUAAAUGUAAAUUAUAUAGUUGAGAGCUAGAAUUUUUAAAUGAGCCUGUGAUAGCCAUCAUAGCAUUUUUUAUAUUGAAAAUCUGCAUUUAGAAUGUCACAUUAGUAAUGUAUAUUCGUUUGUUCCGUAAUUCUACAUACGUUCCGUUAUGUAUAAAGAAAUGAAGAAAAUAUUAUAUUAUGAUUAUUUUAACAUUUCUGUUUUAUAUAAAACUUUCCACAAAAUUGUAUUGUUUCAUAAAUGAAUAAAUCCUAAUUUGAGUUAGAGUUAUUCAAAGAUUUUGAAAGAUAAACUAUUUUUCCCCAACAAAAUUUCUUUAUCUCUUUAUUAUUUUUAGGUUUCAUGAAGAAUCUUAAAUAAAGUAUUUUCUUCAUAUUCCUUAUUGAAGCUUUGAUGGCUAUCGGGUAGUAUAUAUUUAAAAAAAUAUUUCUGUCACAUGAAUGUUGAGUACUGAAUUCAAUAAUAUUUUAAAUAGGAAAAAUUUUAACAAACUUGCAUUCAAUGAACGAAAUCGUACUACUUUGAACAAUGGUUUUGUUAAAUUUUCUUCUAUUUUUAAUAUUUAGUUAAAUUAUUUAGUUAGAACAUUGCUUGUUUAACAAAAUUUAUUUCAAUAGAUCUUGAAUCAUAUAUUGUAAAUAAUAGCAUGCUUAUUUUACAUGGUGGGAAUUUAUGCUGUAUAUAAAACAUAUAAAGAAAUGAACAUUUAAAUUGCCUUUAAUUUGAUUCAGUCCUAUAUUGUAACGGAAUCACGUAUAAUGUAAAAUGUAAAGUAUAGUAAUUUAAUAAUACAAUUUAAGAACCAGCAGGAAAAAAAUAAAUUGUAAUUUCGAUGUAAAAUAUUCUCUUGAAACCUAGGCAAAUAAGUUAGGAAUUAUUAUGUUACAAUUUUAUCAUUGAAUAUUACAUUUAUAUGAUUGUAUAGAUUAUAAAGAAAGUAAGCUUUGCGUGUAAAUAUAAAUAUUUUAAAAAUAAGUAAAUCUUUCGCAUGUUUACAUAAUUAAGGAGCUUCUAAAGUUUGUCUGCCAUAUAAUUACAUAUAUAAUAUGUAUGUAUUAUAAUACAAAUAAUACUGAUACACCAAAGAUCAUAAGUUGAUUGUAAUAUGUAACAAUUGUUGAUAUUCAACACAUUUUUAAAAGAUGGUGUAUUUGUAACGCUCAAUAAAUAAUUGGUGUUUAUAGUGUGCUUCAUAAACACAUAAUGUACCAUCAUUUUCAUGCAGACUAUAAUAAUUAUACCAAUUAAAAUGUUCACUUUUGUGUGCUCAUUUGUAUGUAUGUAUAACGAAUGCAUUACAAGCUCCUUAAUUUUGUUUGCAGUGCCACAAAUAUUCUAUCAUAUAUAUAUGAAUAUGCGUUUUAAAAUCACCAGCUCUAAGGUGAAACUUGAUGACUUUAAACCUACUUUAUGCAAAACGUUUGUAUUUUUAGUAUUUGGUUAAUUGAUAUAAAUAGCAGUAAAAGUAAAUUGAUAAUAAUUCAAGUGGAUAUAUAGAUAUAUAAAUAUAAAUAUAUAUAUAAAUAAAAAAUUAGAUACAAUACUAUAUUUGUAGAAAACAAUUGAGCACGUGAAAAGAAAAUCGCGCUAUGAUUAUGAGAAAAAAUAUUACAAUUAUAUUAUUACCUAUUAUUACACAAAGUGGAUACACAAUAUAGUAAUUUGCUAAUUGUACCUUUUAAUAAUUACUGUAGACACAUUGAUGAAGGUUUUUUUCUUGUUAUUAAUUAUUACCAUAAACUUAAAAGAUAAUGAAAAAUGUGUUAUAAAAAGAUGCAAUUGCUUAUUUUGUAUCAUACCCAGUUUCAUGAAUUACUUUGAUAUCUCACAUACACAUUUGUUAAAUCAAAAUGAUUUUGUGAACAUUUAUAAUACAGAAAUACAUUCUGUAGUUAUACCAA